AUGGGGAUGGCUUUGCUUCAGUCAGAAUUGCUCCUGCUGCUCCUCCUGCUAGCUCUGUUUGGCAACACUGUGAAAGGACAGCGGGACCCAGAGGUGUUCUGUGGAGCUUGCAAGGCCCUUGCGAACGAGCUGACAUAUGAUAUUAAGAAAAUCGGUCCAAAGAGGACUGUGAAUUCAGGGACAUUUCGAAUAAACCCUGACGGCACACGAGGAAAGAAAAAGAUCCCUUUUGCAAAAUCUGAGACCUUUUUAACGGAUGUUUUGGAAAAGAUAUGUGAUCGAAUGAAUGAUUACCAACUCCAAGAGGAUCCAGACACGAAGAAAAGAAUAUUCAAGAGAUAUGCUCCUCGGAAGGAUGAGGAAAUCUAUGCAGAAUAUAAAAAAUACUUUUUUUAUUCUGAUGCUUAUAAGCCCUUAAAAUAUGCGUGUGAAACUAUCAUAGAACAGUAUGAAGAUGAAAUAUUCUCACUUAUCGCCCAGGAGGCAGACUUUCUGGCUGACAAGUUGUGCAUUGAAAAAUCAGGUCUUUGUGAAAAGCCUGAGGAGACACAUACUGAACUCUAGCAAAACAGCAGCCGACUAAUAUUACGGAUGAAGAAUGAUGACUGAAGUCGCUCUACGGUCUCUACCUUCCAUUCUUAUUUUCACUUUUAAAAAAACUAUCUAAAAACUGUGGGUUUUAAAAAAUUGACAGACUAAUAUAUUAAAAUUGCCAUUUGCCACAUUUGUUGAGUACACUAGACCAGGACUUGUUUUGCUAGUUGGAGGAGAAAAUUCUUCCAUAAUAAGGCUGUUGUGUCAUUCAUACUAACUUCUAAGAAAUCCAGAGGCUCUUUAUAAGAGGAAUUGUUAGUUCUGACUGGUAGAAUGUUGACCAAUGCUGAUCACCACAAGGUGAUGAAGUUAAAUUAUAGUGCUAGUGUAUUGUUCUGUCAUUUUAGCCAAAGCUUGAUUUCCCAGAAUAUAUGAAUAUAGAAGGCCUAACCUUAAAUAUGGAGUGUAAACCUGCUUAGCUCAGAGUUAGCAAUUGCUUACAUGGGUGUGAUCACCUGGAAGUCACAGAGGAAAUGCUAAACCACUCCUUGACCUGUCAACCAACUCUGUGGUGGAGUUGCAACUUCUUUGCACCAGUAAAGUCUC
This is a messenger RNA of Eublepharis macularius, 1140 nucleotides long. RefSeq names its product canopy FGF signaling regulator 1 (gene CNPY1). The coding region runs from base 1 to 564 and encodes 187 amino acids. The record is from RefSeq and is a predicted model, not a curated record. Gene Ontology annotation, cellular component: endoplasmic reticulum. The transcript is spliced from 5 exons. NCBI's taxonomy places the organism in Eukaryota, Metazoa, Chordata, Lepidosauria, Squamata, Eublepharidae.